Oncorhynchus keta (chum salmon) is the source of this 4956-nucleotide messenger RNA. Its product is annotated as POU domain, class 3, transcription factor 2-like. The transcript has a single exon. Lineage: Eukaryota; Metazoa; Chordata; Actinopteri; Salmoniformes; Salmonidae. Gene Ontology annotation, biological process: regulation of transcription by RNA polymerase II; brain development. The record is from RefSeq and is a predicted model, not a curated record. The coding region runs from base 1901 to 3247 and encodes 448 amino acids. Gene Ontology annotation, cellular component: nucleus. Gene Ontology annotation, molecular function: DNA-binding transcription factor activity, RNA polymerase II-specific; RNA polymerase II cis-regulatory region sequence-specific DNA binding.
UAGUUUGUGAGCUUGAAAAUGAACAUCCUUACAGUCUGAGGCGGGGUUCUCUGCAAUCAUCCUACUCCAACUAUAGACAGGGAUAAUGUGGCAUUUCUUAUUUGUGAGUAUGAAUGAAAUUAGUGGAUCCUGCCUUUAUGACUCGGUUAUAUUUACACUACUUGUCCAAUAGAUUUUUGUAGUCUUAAAUUAUUACUUGAAAUAAACGAAAAGCUAAAAAAAUCUGUGUCCAGGAAUGACAUGCUAGCUAGAGAUAAAGCUAUCUAAUCCUGCUAGCUUGCAACAGAUCUACUUGUUGUAACUCGCUCGCUAACUAGAAAGAUGCUACAUUACUAUGGUUGCUGGGUUGUAAAUUGGGAGAAAUGUUACAGCUUGCUAAAUGGUUAGAUUACAAAUAAAUAAAUACUUUACCCGAUAAUAGUGUGUCAGGGAGAUCUCUCUUGAGCUGUCACCAGCUGUCUACUGCCUUAGGUACUGAUAAAUUGAUUAGCAGAGGUGUAGAGCAGAGAAAGUACCACAGAUAGUACACACGUUUUGAUUGGUUUACAGUUUAGUACUAGACAGCGUUUGCCUGUCCAGCCAGAGAACAUAAAAAUAAUAAAAAUAAAUAAUAAGUAAAUAAAAAUAAGUCAUUAGAAAAUUGCAAGAAUUGACAUUGCCAACAAACAGAAAUGUGUUCAGAAUAAAUGCAUAUACACAAUAUGUCAAAACCAGCUCCUCCCUAGACAGAGAUGAUAAUCUCAAAAACUAAAGCAGGUAGCUAGCUUGAUAUGGCCCACCACCUAUUUGGAUCCACAUUAGCUUUUGCAGAAGCAGCAGCUACUCUUUCUGGGGUCCACAAAAAAAACAAAUGACCUGACAAGUAAUUAAACAUUGACAGACAACAACAAAACACUGAUAGACAACGACAGUCACACAAAUGUCAAAUACAAUAAUAUAGAAACAAUACAACAACAAAAAUUAUACAAACAAACUAGCUAAAAUAAUACAAACUAGCUAUUGAACUACCUAGUAGGCUACUGUGUAUGGGGCGUGUAUUGGUACCGGGUUCCAGUGUGGGUGCAUGAAUUGCGAAGUUUACCAAACAGGCACAGAAUAUAGGGGCACUGUGGGUGCCAGUGGGUUAGAGAGGAUAUUUAUUCACCACUCUCUCCUUGGCCCCGAGGUGCCCUCUUCGCUUGCCUCCUUUUAUUUGCUGUGUCGGCCGAGCAAGCUGCUCGAAUGGGCCCAUUGGAAUGGAACGAAAAGAAGAGGCAAAUGCAGCUGUGACGUGGGCGUUGUUGUUCCAUUCAAUGCGCUCGCUAUGGCAACGGGGCAGAGGGCCGGGAAAAAUGCGCCCCUUCUCUUUGGACAGCAUCGCGAGAGGCAGCUGGAGGCUCCGUGACAGUUAAUAUCCCACUGCUCUGAGCGCAAGCCUCCAUAAAUACAGGUCUACACAAAACAAGGAUUUUCUCUAAAUGCAACUCUAUAAAAAAUUAAAAUGUAAAAAGAUUAUACUGUUUGGUGAAUAGGUCUAGGCUAUAUUUAUGCCAGGUCGCAGUUGUAAAUGAGAACUUGUUCUCAGCUAGCCUACCUAGUUAAAUAAAGGUGAAAUAAAAUAAAAAUAUUUGAGCAAAAAAUUAUACACAUUUGCACAAAUGAUAUAGCCCAUGGUUCUUAUGCAUUUUUACGCAUUCAGUUUGUGGAUGUUUCUCACAAAAAAAUAUUAAUAGCCUACUUAUUCACUUAUAAAAGUUUAUCCGAAGGUAAAGUUUAAUGACUCGUUUUUUCCACUGAGAUAAGAGUAUAUCCAGUGUUUCUCAGUCAACCCCAGCUUUUCACUCUGCCUUGUAGUUUGCAGCAGGACUGCCAGUAUUGUUGGGGCGAGUGAUAGGGGCUUCUAUAGAACCUCCCGUGACCAAUGAGCGUGGUGCUGUCAGGGGUAACCACAUCUGUCAACCGUUCUUGGCCAAUAAAGAGCGGAGCGAGGCGGACCUCAGGUGCGCGCCUCUGCGUCCCCUUGGCACGGCGCCAGGGAGAACGAGAGAGAAUCCUAGCUGCCCCGUGGCGGAAAAGAGUAACUGUCAAAGGCAGCUUCUUUAACAAGAGAGCUAUCACUUCGGCUCCGAGAGUUAUGGCGACCGCAGCGUCCAACCACUACAGCGUCCUGACUACCCCCAGCAGCGCGCCGCCGCCGCACUCGGAGUCCGGGAGCAUGCAGCAGGCAGCGGCGUACAGGGACGCGCACACCCUGCUCCAGAACGACUACACGCUACCCGGCAGCGGUCAUCCCCUCAGCCACGCGCACCAGUGGAUAACGGCUCUGUCGCACGGGGACGGGGCUCCGUGGCCGUCGAGUCCCCUCGGAGAGCAGGACGUGAAGCCAAUUCUACAGAGCGACCGGGAGGAGCAGCAGAAUUCCGCUAGUCUACAGCAACAGCAACAGCAGCAGCGACAUCCUCACCUAGCGCACCAGGCGCAUCACGACGCCAGGGCAUGGCGAACGAGCACGGCCACCACGCACAUCCCCGGUAUGGCGACGUCUGACGGCCAGAGCCUGGUGUAUUCCCAGUCUGGGUUCGGCCUGGGGGGAGCAGAGCAGAUGCACCACCACUCCUUGCGGGACGAAGACCACCACAGCCACAGCCCGCACCUGAGCGAGCAUGGAGGUGGGGGCCAGUCGUCUCUCUCGCACCACCAGCACGGGGGACACCCCGAACACUCGGACGAGGACACGCCAACUUCAGACGACCUGGAGCAGUUUGCCAAGCAGUUCAAGCAGCGGCGCAUCAAACUGGGCUUUACCCAAGCUGACGUGGGGCUAGCGCUCGGGACCCUUUAUGGAAAUGUAUUUUCCCAGACCACUAUCUGCAGGUUCGAGGCGCUUCAACUAAGCUUCAAAAACAUGUGUAAACUCAAACCACUGCUUAACAAGUGGCUGGAGGAGGCGGAUUCCACCUCGGGGAGCCCCACCAGCCUGGAUAAGAUCGCGGCGCAGGGGAGGAAGAGGAAAAAGAGAACCUCCAUCGAAGUGGGCGUCAAGGGGGCUUUGGAGAGCCAUUUUCUCAAAAGUCCCAAACCCGGCGGCGCAGAGAUCACCUCCAUAGCGGACAGCCUGCAGCUGGAGAAAGAAGUUGUGAGGGUUUGGUUUUGUAACAGACGGCAGAAAGAGAAGAGGAUGACGCCCAUUGGAGGACAGUUACCUGGAACUGAGGACAUGUAUGGGGACACACCACCUCACCACGGCGCUCAAACCCCUGUACAAUGAUCUGAAACCUGUUAUAGUAAACACACGGAUCCCUAAAGGAUAUGAAUGACCUUUAUGUUUCUCUGCCGGGCCAGUUAGCAUUGGACUGUCGCCAGUGCUAAUUUUGGACCUAUGGAACACAGUGGGAAUACCGAGUGUUGGAACUAAAGCACUACACCCCAGACACAGCGAGAGCUAUGUGGAGUUUUCAUGCAGUGGAGAUGCUACGCGCAAUAACGGCUACAUGGACCGUGUUUGGUGUGUGUGCUAACCAAAAAAAGGUUAAAUAUCAUUGACAUCAAAUCGAUGUUUAUGGCCAAGACGUGUAAAAAAAGAAAGACAGUAUAGGCUGUGUGCACGAGCCUACCCGCGGGAAACAGGCAUACAAGUUGCAGCCGACAGUCGGUAAAUAAACGCCAUCUUUCAGUCAUAACAAAAGCAACAGGGGUUUAACACGGUCGAAGCUCAAUACACCUGCUGAACCAUUUAAUACUAGCCAGUGCCAUCACCAGCGUAUUAUUAUUUAACCUAUUCGUAUUGUUAUUAUCAAUGUAUUAUUAUUAUUAUUAUGUUUCUACCACAAAGGCAAAGCAUAUACCAUGGUUAUACUGUGUAUUUCCAGAGUCAUAUAAGGCAUGCAUACAUGGGAAAAGGGACAUGGGAUAUAUUGAGAUGUAUUUUGAGAUGUAUUUAAUCAAUAAAUCAAUAUGAUCAAUAUUUAAUCAACUUAAUUUUAAUCAAACAUUUGUCAUAAUUAGUUUAAGUUUGACUAACUAGCCUAUAUUUGAAUUGUAGUUGGUUAAUGACCAUCAAAAAUAGUAAACACGGUAGAUAAUACACUGUCAACAACAUAUUUACCAAGGGACAAUAUCUCAGUUAUAUAUGUGGUCAGAUUGUAUCCAAAUAAUCUAAACCCUUUUUCUUCAUAAACAUUAAACUGUCAUAUAAUAGGCCUAAAUAAUAAUCAUAAUAACAAUAACAAUAAUAAUACAGUAAUAAUAAUUGUGGCUUUUGUAUGCCUUGGCAAGGCACACACCACGGGGUCAAAAUAACCAUGAAAAUGAAUUCAUUGUAUUUUCCCUUGACACUUCGUGACGUGUCCAUCAUCGUGUACAUUUGACCGUUCUGCGCGACUUUUUACAGUAGGCUAUGUGUUGUAUUAGUACAUUUAUUUAUGUGUUUCCAAAAUGCUGUGACCAGAAAGACCGAGACUGUAAAGACCCAUACCAUAUCACUGAAGCCUGCCAUUUGCCUUCGUUUCGUAAGAAGAAAAUAACGGAAUAUAUAUGUACCAGCUCUGUCUUCAGUGGCUCUAAUUAAUCUAUACAAUGAUUAAUUCACUAAGAAGAAUUAUUCGUGGGAUGUAACUUUAUUUGUUUUUGUAUGGCUUUGUAUGUUUGUUUGUUUGUUGAAUUUCCUCUUGUAGACCAGUGCCAAAGCACAAACACGUGCACUUGCUCUUGUGCCACUCAACUUGUGAUAUGUAGGCUAUCUGACAGCAUGCAGGGUCGGGGUCAACUUUGGCAAUUCCUGGACUAAAUUCAAAACCAAUGACAAUAGUCCAAAUGUGUAAGCUAUUUCGAGAACUUGGAUUUGAAUUUGAAUGGUGUCAGGAGGAGGCUGAUUCGGGAUUUGAAAUUGAAAGACAGAAAAUUGAAUUAAAUUCAUGGGAAAUUCUCCACAUAGGCUACUGACAAAAAAUGGAUUACAUUGGUAUAGCAAAUCUAUAC